Knipowitschia caucasica is the source of this 537-nucleotide messenger RNA. The record is from the annotation of a GenBank genome assembly. Lineage: Eukaryota; Metazoa; Chordata; Actinopteri; Gobiiformes; Gobiidae.
AUGUGUGUGUACCAGGUGGCGUUCUUCUGCAUGGACACGGCGUGCGUGCUGAUCUUCACCUUCGAGUACCUGCUGCGCCUCUUUGCCGCGCCGAGCCGCUGCCGCUUCAUGCGCUCGGUGAUGUCGGUGAUCGACGUGGUCGCCAUCAUGCCGUACUACAUCGGCCUGGUCAUGCCCGAGAACGAGGACGUGAGCGGCGCCUUCGUCACGCUCCGGGUGUUCCGGGUCUUCCGGAUAUUCAAGUUCUCACGCCACUCACAGGGCCUGAGGAUUCUGGGAUACACCCUGAAGAGCUGUGCCUCUGAGCUGGGCUUCCUCCUCUUCUCCCUCACCAUGGCCAUCAUCAUCUUCGCCACCGUCAUGUUCUACGCCGAGAAGGGCACCAAGGGCUCGGACUUCACCUCCAUCCCCGCCUCCUUCUGGUACACCAUCGUCACCAUGACAACGCUCGGAGUCCGGACCUGGAUCCAGGAGGAGGGUCCAAGGUUCAAGGAUCUACCCGAGUCACGAACAGAUGAAAGUUCGGACGAGGAGUGA